AUAGAGCUGGCUGUGGGUUACAUACAACACAAUUUGAAACCAGCUUCCAUGAAGAAGAACAAAAAAAAGUUUCUGGCUGCGAUGGGUGCAUAUGCUGUAUCCCUGGUACCUGGCAACAAACUGGUCUCUCUGGCUGAUGAACUGUUGAUGGUAGUAACUGAUCCACAAGCUCCAUGGGCAGAUACAAGCUCUCCCAGCAGCCCCAGAGAUUAUGAAACAACACUGCAGUUGUCUGGAAACAUAGAGAUUGCAGCUUACUACUUGCUGGCAUUGACACGUCUUGGGCGCUACCAGGAAGGGCUGGACAUCACCAAGUGGCUGCAGUCUCAGCAGAACAGCAAUGGAGGAUACUACAGCACACAGGACACUGUUAUGGCUUUACAGGCUUUAUCAGAGUUUGGUGCUGCCUUCAAGGGAGCUUCAUCAGCUAGUAUGGUCAGUAUCAGAGAGCUGCUGAGUGGACAGUCUUUUAAUGUUAGCCUGGAAGGAUCCAAGGCCAUGCUUUUGCAGACAGUAGAGCUUCCGGAAGAUACAAACACAGUAGAGGUCACUGUCACGGGACCACCCAAUGGCUCCUGUAUUGUCAAAGUGGUGUACACAUAUUACACCUUGGCUGGGGAUGAUGAUCUGGCAGUGAAUGAAUCACAAGUGUCAGUAGAGACCAAGACUUUCAGACUUUCAGAUACCAUCCACAACGUCCAGGUCUGCGUCAAGAGCUCCAGCUCCCUAAAAUACUCUGGCAUGUUUGUGACAACCCUGAGCUUGCCGUCUGGAGAGGAAGCCUUCGACGAUCCAUCCACAAUCCUUUCCAACAACCCCAGAGCUUCCCGAGUGGAGACCAACCAGGGUCUUAUCCAUUUCUACAUGAAUGAGGCUCCAGGGGUGGGAUACUGUCUGCAAGCCAAGAUGGAGAGGCAGAUGGAGUUUGAGGUUCAGAAGCCAGGCUCGGCAAAGAUUUAUGCUUACUAUGAGCCCGGUGUGGCACAGGAAGUGGCCUUGGUCAUGGAAGACUCACAGUGUCACAACGGCAGGUGUGGCGGCAAUGCUAGGGUCGUGCUCAACCUGACCAGCAUUCUGCUAACUGCGAUCAUCUGUUUACUGGUCACCUUACAUGUGUCUAUUUGA
Molecule: messenger RNA, 1125 nt
Organism: Candidula unifasciata
Lineage: Eukaryota; Metazoa; Mollusca; Gastropoda; Stylommatophora; Geomitridae
Source: the annotation of a GenBank genome assembly